AUGGAAGAGGUGAAAGCUCAUAAAUCCCGCGACGACGCCUGGAUGGUCCUCUCUGGCCGCGUGUACAACAUAACCCCCUACAUGCCCUUCCACCCCGGCGGCGCCGACAUCCUGAUGGCGGCGGCGGGCAAGGACGGCACGGCGCUGUUCCAGCGGUACCAUCCCUGGGUCAACGGGCACGCGCUGCUGGAGAGCUGCCUGCUGGGAUCAGUCAAGACGAACAGCGGCGGGCGCAGCCCUCUUGGGGGGGGAGGUAGCAGCAGCGCCGGGGCCAACAGCGGCGCGGGGGGCAGCAGCGGCGCCGGGGCCAGCCGCGGCGCCGGGGGCAGCAGCGGCGCCACAGGCAGCAGCAGCGCCCCAGGCAGCAGCGGUGUCGGGGCCAGCAACGGCGCCGCGGUCAGCAGCGGCGCCACAGGCAGCAGCGAAAACGGUGGCAGCAGUGAAAACGGUGGUGCAGGCAGCGGGGUUGUGCAUGCUAACACCGGGGAUGCUGCUGUGUAG
Messenger RNA from Monoraphidium neglectum, 501 nucleotides. Its product is annotated as Cytochrome b5 reductase 4. Gene Ontology annotation, molecular function: heme binding. Lineage: Eukaryota; Viridiplantae; Chlorophyta; Chlorophyceae; Sphaeropleales; Selenastraceae. Bases 1 to 501 code for a protein of 166 amino acids. The transcript has 2 exons. The record is from RefSeq and is a predicted model, not a curated record.